AUGAAUAGUGUUUUACGUAGUGUUUUGUCGCUGAAAGGCUGUAAAAGCCUUUUGGAAGCCGCAAAUAGUGUGACCUGCAAUACGACUCAAGAUGGUCGAGCUGAUAUGACAAAUUUUGAAAUGGACCUCUUUGAUGCAAGGAUGAAUUCAUAUUCUGUCGAAAAAGAAGAAAGUGAACAAUGCUGCAAACACACUAUUAUCAAACCAGCUUGUAUUCCCAUAUCUAUAAUUUCUUUAUUUAUUUUUAUGAUUGUAUUUUUUCCAUUAUUUAAUGAGGAUUCCGCCGAUGCCACACUUUCUCGAUAUGAAAGAAGUGGUUUCUGUAUGGACCAGUGCAGUUUGGGAAUUGUCGAAUCGAUACCCACAAAUCUAACUUAUCCGAAUUUUACUCAAACAAUGUCGACAUAUGAGGCUUGGAAAUCUUUAUUAGACAAUGCUGCAUUUUCUAUCGAUCUUGCUGUGUUUUAUUGGAAUCUAAGAGAUAAUUUUAGGCAUCCAACAGCUUGGCAGGGCCAAGACAUCUUUGAUCGAAUCGUAUUAGCAGCCAAACGUGGUAUCAGGAUUCGUAUUGCUCAAAAUAUGCCAUCGCAUAUUUCAAAUGGAUCAGACUCUGAAUUUUUAGCUUCAAAUGGAUACGCUUCUGUUCGUACUCUUAAUUUCUCAUCGCUUUUGGGGGCUGGUGUACUUCAUACGAAAUUUUGGAUUGUUGAUGCAAGGCAUGUUUAUAUUGGCUCCGCAAAUAUGGAUUGGAAGUCAUUAACUGAGGUGAAGGAACUGGGAUAUUUAAUUUCCAACUGCACUUGUAUAGCUCAUGAAUUUUCGAAGAUAUUCGCGGUCUAUAGGCGUCUUGGCGUUAAUGAUGCGAAAAUUCCAAAGAAAUGGCCAAUAAAUCUUCGAACUUUUUUCAAUUUUUCACACCCACUUGACAAUUCUCCGCCAAGAUUUAAUACGAAGGGCCGUGAAAGUGAUGAUAUUAGCAUUGUUAAAGCAAUGGAGGAUGCAAAAGAAUUUAUCCAUGUGUCCGUUAUGGAUUAUCUUCCAACCACUCUUUAUAUGGGCAAAAGAAAGAAUUUUUAUUGGCCAAUGUUCGAUGAUGCGAUAAAAUCGGCUGCUUAUCGAGGUAUUACUGUUCGACUUUUGGUUGGCAACUGGAGUCAUUCAAAACCUGCAAUGAUUCCAUUUUUGCGAUCUUUAACGGUAGUUAAUCAAGCAUUACCACGCCGAUUUAAUUCGUCAGGCAAAAUCGAAGUGAAAUUAUUUACUAUUCCUUCCAAUGAAGAACAGCGAAAAAUACCUUUCACACGUGUAAAUCACAAUAAAUUUAUGGUAACGGAUCGUAUCGCAUACGUAGGAACGUCAAAUUGGGCUGGCGACUAUUUUAUAAAUACCGCUGGAGUUGGUGCUGCAAUUAUUUUGCCAUCUGUAGUUGAGUCGCUAAAUAGGAUAUUUUGUCGCGAUUGGUAUUCUCAAUACGCCGUUGACCUCGAACAUGUCAAAUAA
Messenger RNA from Dracunculus medinensis (Guinea worm), 1500 nucleotides. Lineage: Eukaryota; Metazoa; Nematoda; Chromadorea; Rhabditida; Dracunculidae. The record is from the annotation of a GenBank genome assembly.